UUGUUUUGCGCUCCCGAAUCAUUCCACAGUGAUCACAUGGAAGCAUUUCACACCGUGAUAGCUCAACUCCAAAACAAGCCAAAUCUGAAAGAGUUACGCAUUGAUGUGCGGGGCUACACCCUAGAGGGUCUGGGAGCACUUAGAAGCCUCGAGGAACUUACAUUGAAUGUGCGGAUGGAUAUUGAUGAUUUGAUUGAAAUCUGCCGCCUGAACAAAAACUUGCGAGUUUUGAAAUACAUGAAUAAUGAAACGGGAGGAAAGAGGCUGGCCGAGAUCGCCCCACAUUGCAGACAGUUGGAAGAACUCACCUUCAAAAUGAGAACCGACUGCGAUGCAAGCGAAUACAGGCCUUUGGCUAAGAUUCCCAGACUGAAAUACUUACAAAUCGCAGGCGUCCACGAGAAGGGCACUCUUCAGCCCCUGCUGGAGGCAUUGGCCUGCAAAGACCUCUACACAUUGUCCAUAGUCGAUGCAACAUUGGACCACAAUGAAACGCAGGAAAUGGCCCAGAUCGAUACAUUAAUGCGAGUGGAGUGUGGAUUUGACGAUCCCCAGAGCAUUGGGCUCUUGUCCCAACUGACCCAACUCUACAACUUGAAGAUACUGUCCAAACACGACUUUGGCGCGAUAUCGGAGCCAGUUCGGAAGAUUUUAGUGGACGAAGAGAAUGCGGAUGCCUCGGACUACAGUCCACUUUUUACGCUGCCAGGUUUGGCUGGCCAGGAUAGCACUUUGAGAAUUCAAAAAUCGCCCCAAGUUGCUUUACUUAAGUCGAUUCUCAAUGGAUUCAGAAACGCACCUACAAUGCCGAAAUUGUGGUUGGAAAAUAUCACGGCAGAGGAAUUCGCAGCUGUAUCUGAAAUCGUAUCCCUGAAGAGGUUGACGUGUGGAUUUGCCGAAACACAAAACGCUGAGCUCCUAUCGGAGCUACCGGAGCUCGAAGAAUUGACUAUUACAUCUGAGCCAUUAUCUCCAGGAUCCCUCCAGGGCCUCCUGGCUGCUCUGGCCUCGAAGGAGCCGCAGACACUACAAAAGUUGUGUUUGGAAAAGAUCUAUACCGUGGAGGCAACGGAACUGGCCCGCCUGAGAUCUUUGCGAGCUUUGGAAUGUCAGUUCGCUGAUCCUCUGGACAUUCAGCUUCUGUCUGAACUAAUCGAACUCGAAGAGCUGAAGCUGAUUGGCGAUGAAAAGUUAGACAAUAUGUUGCCUGGUGUCCUUGCAGUUACAAAGUCCUGCAAGAAGUUGGCUAGAAUUGAGAUAGACUGUUCUUCAUACCUGUCCCCUCGUGCCAACUUGGAAUUGGGUGAGAUCCUCGUCGAAAUUUUGAAGGACUGUCAAGAUAAAAUUGAUUUACGGAUCCACUUCGAUAUUGUGACAUAUGCGAUAUUCUUCAAUCGGGAAACAAAUAAAUUGUACCUUGACAUGGAUUUUUUUGGACACGAAAGUCUCGCGAUAGAAUCCUUAGCCCGCCUUGAAUCUGUAACCCAUAUGGAUCUAGUAAAUCGUAGUGGUGGCUCCCUGAGAGAACUCUUUGCCGCCCUUGCAAUGAAAAAUAAUUCCAAUCUACAGAGUCUGAACAUACCAGACCAACUUCUCAAGUUUGAUGACACGGUGGAAUUGGCCAAGAUUCCUUCGUUGACAAAAUUUAGAGUCAGGAUAUCUGAAGCAAGUUUUCAGCAUUUACUCCAUUUAAGCAAUUUCGUAGUAGAAUAUCCGGGAGCCGAUGCCAGAGAAAUAACGUUCGAUCAGUCCACUGGGAAAUUGUCUGUUUCUCUAUUACAUUUCUCAAUGAAGGACAUAAAUCCCCUAGCUAGCCUGCAGAAUUUGCGACACGUUACUUUUUCUAAUGUGCGCAUACGUGGAUCCAUGCUUAAUUUCUUGGGCCAGCUGGCCGCGUGUCAAGGCGAGACUCUGCAGGAACUGAGAGUGGACAGGCGUUAUGAAAUGAGCAAUGAAGAGCUGAGGGAAGUGAGUCGAAUGAAGUCUCUCCGAACCCUCGUCUGCAGUGUAUCCCAUGCUAAGAACAUAGAAAUAGAACAGCUGGCUCAACUUCCCCAGCUAGCAGUGCUGGAUGUUGGUUCCCACCGAGCGGGCUCCCUGAAGAACCUUCUUGGGAUUCUUGCCGCCAGCAAGGGCCCCACACUGGUACAUCUGGCUGUAAGGGGCGCAAGUCUCACCCCCCAAGAGGUGACCGAAGUGUCAGCUAUAGGUUCCUUGAAGGGACUCGAGUGCGCGUUCUGCAGCACAGAGGGUCUCGAAGUAUUGUCACAGCGAAACUGCAUCGAGCAUCUGGGCAUAACAACUAGGGAAGGUGAAGCCUCUCUGGUAGAUCUGCUCUCUGCUUUUGCAUCUUCUGGCGAAUCAAAUAUCCAGAAAUUAACUAUCGAUGGUCUGGCAGUCGGUCAGGAAUCAAUUACCGUAUUAAACCUUCUUCUUCGAAAUCCGAAACUGAAGUCGUUGAAGCUCCUAAUCAAAGAUACCCAGGGCAUUGAGGGUUUGGCCGAGUCUAUGCACCUCGAAGAUCUGACAAUAUCCUGUUUCCCCAAAAGGGGUUCUCUAGCAGGUCUCUUCCGCGCUUUUUCACUGAACGACUCAACCAAAUUAAAUAACUUGGUUAUAGAGCGCACUUUUAUCGACCUUGAGGAGACUCGCCAGCUCGCGCAGGUUGGUUCAAUCACAAGACUAAAGUGUGGCUUCAGAGACGGAGAAAGCUUCUCCCUCUUGGCUAAAAUGACUAAUCUUGAGAAUCUGGAAGUCACUUCGAAUAAUAGUUAUGGAGAUAUUUGUGACGGUCUCCUUGACAUAUUUCAAGAAUGUCGAAAGCUUAAGAGUAUUUUUGUGGGAAAAGCAUUGUACUCCAUCGAACAAAUCUUCCUAAAAAAAGCACUGGACAUUCUGAAAUCAGUGAGAGAUCCCUCAACUCAAGGUCCAUUGGAGAUACGGGUUUCGUCGUCUUCAUAUGAUUAUGUAGAUGGCCUGACCUCUAGGAUGACUGCCUUUAACAAAACUUAUUUGAUUGUCACCAACAACUGGAAAGAUUCCAAGGACGAGCCUGAGAGCGAUGAAGAGAGAGAUAAAGAGAGCGCUGAAGAGAGUGAGAAAGAGAGCGAGGAAGAGAGCGAGGAAGGGAGCGAGGAAGAGAGCGAUGAAGACGCGUAUCCACUGUGCAUAGGACAAAAUUUCGGGCAGUGCAGUCGGCACACGUACCCCGUAAAUUCAAUUCAAUAGAGCGAUGAAGACAGCGAUGAAGAGAUCUACAAAGAGAGCGAAUCUGAGAGCGAUUAAGGGAGGACUUAUCAUCAAUAUUCAAUGCACAUAACAAAUAAAUGCAGGCUUGCGGAGCCGAUACACUCGGGAAUAGGCAGAGCCGCAGCUCGUUGCAGAGGGCGGCCAGUGGGUAGAAGUCCAGAAGAGUCUCUGGUGGCGCAAAGGCGGGAUCCACCUGCUUGCGGGAGUGCAGCGUCACCUUGUUGAUCAGCGUGAACCUCUCCA
This is a messenger RNA of Drosophila obscura, 3492 nucleotides long. RefSeq lists its product as uncharacterized. The record is from RefSeq and is a predicted model, not a curated record. Gene Ontology annotation, biological process: SCF-dependent proteasomal ubiquitin-dependent protein catabolic process. The transcript has 5 exons. Lineage: Eukaryota; Metazoa; Arthropoda; Insecta; Diptera; Drosophilidae. Gene Ontology annotation, cellular component: SCF ubiquitin ligase complex. Bases 37 to 3228 code for a protein of 1063 amino acids.